Messenger RNA from Quercus robur (English oak), 1029 nucleotides. RefSeq lists its product as uncharacterized. The transcript is spliced from 2 exons. NCBI's taxonomy places the organism in Eukaryota, Viridiplantae, Streptophyta, Magnoliopsida, Fagales, Fagaceae. The coding region runs from base 185 to 889 and encodes 234 amino acids. The record is from RefSeq and is a predicted model, not a curated record.
CUUAUUACAAGUCAAAGUGCCCAAAUAUUUAUACCGGCUGAACGGCUGAACCUGAUACAGUGACAGAGGCGGAGAAACCGAUUCAGAGAAAGAAUGAGAGAGGCGGUCCAGGCGGAGGAAGCUUGCUGCCUUGCUUGAGCUGUUGAGCAGAUGAGAACAGGGGAGAGAAAGAGAAUCAGAGAGAAUGAGAGAGAGAGAGAGGCGGAGAGCCGAGACUAGAGAGAAAGAUGUCCCUGAGGGUAACGAUAAUGCCUUUGAUUCUACAUUGCUGAAACAUGAGACUAGUGAUGAUGUUUACGGGGGAAAUCAUUUCGAUGUUGGAAGCCACGGAGAACCUCAAUUGAGGAAACGUGGCACUAGUAUUGAAGAAAUUAAGACUCCUUUGGAUGAUAUGAUAGAAGUACAACCAUCACUUGGCACAUCAAUGGUUCAAAGAACCUCAAUUGAUAGAGAACCGCUCCAAAAACUACGUAGGCAUCAGCCUAAAAUUUUUACCUCCAAACGAAUGAGUACCUGCAUUAUAGCUUCUGAGAGUACACGCAUUAUUUGUGCUCUCAUAAUAGCAUUCUUAGCGGUUUUAUCCUAUGUUGAUUAUCCAUUAUUUGGGAGAAACAUAGUGAAGUCAGAGAGUGUUGUAGCCUCAAGACCUCUUUACAUACUUCUGCUAACUGAUGUGACAAUUGUGCUUGUACUAUUGCACUUUGAGAAGCUAAGAGGCCCUGAAGAGGCAGAGGAAGAAGAAGUGGCACCUCCGAAAGAUAGAGAUAACUGGGCAGAAGCAGAGAAGGUUUUAGAGAGAGGCCUGGUGGUGUACCAGGCCACCCGUGCGAUCUUCAUUGACUGCAGUGUUUAUUUAGUGGUUGUCAUAUGUGGCCUCUCUCUGGUGUAGCUCUGCUGCAAUGAUGAUUAAACUUAUUUCUAUUCUAUUUAUUAAUGUAUCUAUCCCAUUGAUGUAAAUGAAAGGAAUAGUAAGAAAGAGCAUGUAUUUUGCCUAAAACAAUGACAUGUAACCAAAAUGGCCUUCAGUUU